AUGUUCGGGCACAAAAUACGGACCAGCCUGGACUUGCUUUGUCCGCCAACAAUUAAGCCGUCGGAUGAUCAUCAGGGCUCACGGACUUUCGGGAAAGGUGAUUUAGUGUACACCAAGGUGCACUCAAGCAAUUCCUGGAGAUGGGCACCUGCGGUAGUAUUGGAGCGGAUAGGUAACGUCAUGUUCAACGUGUGGGUGGAAGAUAGGCGUAUGCUUCGGUCGCACAUCAACCAGUUGCGUAGCCGCGCAGGUGCUGACAACACACCAAGGCCCAGCACGAUUCCGUCCAAGGCCGGCAAACAUCAGUUGCCUUUGGACAUCCUGCUUCAAGAAUGCAAUCUGCAUCAGCCAAGUCAUGCUGUGGUUACAAGUUCCUGCUUGUAG
Molecule: messenger RNA, 384 nt
Organism: Aedes albopictus (Asian tiger mosquito)
Lineage: Eukaryota; Metazoa; Arthropoda; Insecta; Diptera; Culicidae
Exons: 1
Coding region: 1-384 (127 amino acids)
Source: RefSeq, a predicted model, not a curated record